This is a messenger RNA of Malaya genurostris, 1179 nucleotides long. RefSeq names its product pancreatic triacylglycerol lipase-like. Gene Ontology annotation, molecular function: lipase activity. Gene Ontology annotation, biological process: lipid metabolic process. NCBI's taxonomy places the organism in Eukaryota, Metazoa, Arthropoda, Insecta, Diptera, Culicidae. The record is from RefSeq and is a predicted model, not a curated record. Bases 45 to 1058 code for a protein of 337 amino acids. The transcript has a single exon.
CCAAUUUUCAACGGGAUCAGUGUCCAUUCAAUUAGAAUUUAAACAUGGAGAGAUUUUUUCUGCUCGCAGUGUUACUUUAUACGAGCUGGCAUCUGGCGGGCGGACAUCCACUUCGGCCAGUUCGUUGGGAGCUGAUUCCGGACGGAAACGGAUUCCUUCGGUUGGUGAAUAUAGCGGCCUAUAGUGUACCGGAAGACGAUUCAAUGCAACCGCUGUUUGAUCCUCACGCGGACAUUAUCUAUCGGUUGUUCACCCGGAGUAACCCAACUGAAGAGCAGGUUCUGACGGAUGCGGAGUCUGUUCAAAGCAGCAAUUUCAAUCCCAAUCACCCGACCCGAUUCACGAUUCACGGUUGGAGCAAUGACGGCAGUCAUUUCAUGAAUCAGGAUAUUCGAGAUGAGUUUUUGCGCGUUGGAGAUUUCAACAUAAUCACUGUUGAUUGGGGGGUUGGAGCGAAAACUAAUUAUAUUACUGCCAGAUCCAAUGUCGGCCCUGCAGGAGAAGGUGUUUCCGGAUUCAUUGAUAGGCUCAUAGAAGCAACGGGAAUUCCACACGACAACAUCUACAUUAUCGGAUUUAGUUUGGGAGCACAUGUGGCUGGCAACGCGGGCAAAGGACAGCAAGGAAAAAUUAACACCGUCAUAGCGUUGGAUCCAGCAGGACCUCUGUUUUCGGCCGGGCAGGAUUCUGCAGUGUCUCCUACGGAUGGACAGUACGUGGAAACAAUCAUGACCAACGCUGGUGUGAAUGGCAUCAACACCGCACUAGGGCAAGCCAACUUCUAUCCCAACUGGGGGCGAUCACAGCCCGGAUGUGGCACUGAUAUCGGCGGAAGUUGUGCUCAUAAUCGGGCACCGAUGUUCUAUGCAGAGUCGAUUAGCUCUUCGACGGCAUUCACAUCCGUUCGAUGUGCGAGCCACGAUGAACUGCUGGAAGGACAGUGUACACCGAGCGGUGACGGUGCCAAUAUGGGUGGACAACCUUCGAAUUUUGGACGGGGAGUCAAUGGUGUUUUCCACUUGUCGACGAACGAGGAGGCACCGUUUGCUCUGGGUUAAAAACAAACUGAUGAGCAGUUUCCGUAUACGGUUGAAGACCUGUUCUGUGGAUAAGCGUUCUCAAAUAGACACUAGACAUAUGUUUACGAUUCACAUGCACAUAUUAAAGCUUAAGACUAGC